Vigna unguiculata (cowpea) is the source of this 756-nucleotide messenger RNA. Its product is annotated as protein SMALL AUXIN UP-REGULATED RNA 51 pseudogene. The record is from RefSeq and is a predicted model, not a curated record. Lineage: Eukaryota; Viridiplantae; Streptophyta; Magnoliopsida; Fabales; Fabaceae.
CAAGCAUGCAUCCAAUGUAGGCCAAGCCAAGUCAAUAAGCAAAAGAACCCAAAAAAAGCGAUUCCCCCAUAAGAGAGAAAAAAGUCACCAUGUCAAUGGAUCUAAAGAAAUCUAACAAGAUCAGAGAAAUUGUUAGACUUCAACAGAUCCUCAAGAAAUGGAGAAGGCUAGCCAAUUCUUCAAAAACCACUGCUACCACCAAUGUGCCCACUUCCAUAACCACCACCAGUAAGAGCAUGAAGUUUCUGAAGAGAACCCUUUCCCUAUCAGAACGUGAGGGAGGGUCAAGCAAUGUUGUUCCCAAAGGGUACCUAGCUGUUUGUGUUGGUGAAGAGCUCAAGAGGUUCACUAUACCAACUGAGUAUUUGGGUCACCAAGCGUUUCAGAUUCUUCUGAGAGAAGCAGAAGAAGAAUUUGGGUUUCAACAAACAGGUGUGCUUAGGAUUCCUUGUGAAGUUGCUGCUUUUCAGAGUAUCUUGAAGAUGGUGGAAAGUAAAGGGGACAUGUUUUCCUCCCAAGAAUGUAGACUCAGCAUUGAAGAGAUGCUGAUGGGGUACUGCUCAGAAAACCAGAUUGCAUAUUCUCACCAUCCUCAAAGUCCAUUAUGCAGAUAGUACUGCAUAUUGCAGUUUUUAUCCUUUUGUUUCUUUGUACCUUACAAAACAAAUGUAUGAGAGAGAGAGAGAGAGAAAGAGUGAGUUCAAUUACAUGUAAGUGACCCCUUUUGCCAUUUAUGAAGCAAGGAUAUGAUUAUGA